Molecule: messenger RNA, 920 nt
Organism: Lacerta agilis (Sand lizard)
Lineage: Eukaryota; Metazoa; Chordata; Lepidosauria; Squamata; Lacertidae
Product: small kinetochore-associated protein-like
Exons: 9
Coding region: 31-765 (244 amino acids)
Biological process (GO): regulation of attachment of spindle microtubules to kinetochore; spindle organization; mitotic sister chromatid segregation
Cellular component (GO): mitotic spindle; centriolar satellite; kinetochore
Source: RefSeq, a predicted model, not a curated record
GAGGCCUCCGGAGACUUAACGGCUUUCAAUAUGCAGAAUGAGAUGUCCAGGAUUCCCAUCUACAGCUUCCAACAGCCCAAAGUGAUCAGUAUGCCAACAGAUCCACAUUCAAAAGAGCAUUGUUUUGUCAAACCUGACCUGGGCCCCCUGAAAGCUCCUGAUUUCACUUUUGGUGAAAAUGUUCCUGUGCGUGCUGCCCUCAAAGACACAAAUCAAAGGUUCAUGAAGAAGGCAACACAGCCACCACCUAAGAAAGCAGCAACGUCAAAUGCUCGAACCCCUAUGAGCAGAUACAGACGGGAGGCUGAGCUCAGAAACAAGAACAAGCAGUUGGAGUCUGCUAAAUGGGAAGUGAGCUCAAAGCUGAUGGAAGCAGAGAAAGAUCUGAAGAAUGUGAAGGAGCAGUGCGAUAGUCUGGAAAAAGAAAACCAGAAGCUGAAGAAAUUUCAGGAGAGCUGCAUGUUGAUCUUGGCAGCUAGGAAUUGUGACCCGGCUACAGGUGACAAAAUUUUGGAAGAGGAUGAGGAGAACCAGAAGACACAGGCUGAAAUAAUGGAUUUGAUGGAGAAGCUGACUAGUGACCUUGAACUAUUCACCCAGAUGGCAAAAGAGCAAAAAGAGAAUCUUCAGAAGACACACAUCAAAUGGAAGCAGGUGGAGGAGGAACAGGCCCAUUUCUUAGAGCAGGAGCAGUGUUUUCAUAGAGAAAUGGAAGAUUUGUUUGCCAUCUUGGAUCAGGCAGAGGAACUUGUUAAUUCAUCGUAACAAGAACUGAGCCAUGUAAUCUUGUGCUGAUCUGCUUCCUUAUUGGACUCCAAUAUAUAGAGCAGGGGUAUCCCUUGGAACUUUAUAGUUUUAAUAAGGUUUGUCUUUGAAACCCUUUGGUUUUUUUCCUUUUCUCUUUUUUUGUAAUUAAUUUU